AAACACCAGGGACAGAGGGGCGGUGUAAAAGUACUGCUCUGCACAGUGUACAUGCCAGCAUAUGAAUUAGUGUUGAGCACAGGGCUGAAGCAGAGUUUUGAGGCAGCAGUUUAUGGGAUCAGUGGAUGUAAUUUGACUUUUACCUGUGGUUCAUGUGCAGCUCAUCUGCUGUGGCUCUCUGCAGAAGCAAGCUGGAAGAAACACACAGACACUUCUAACAGUCUUUUCUUUUCUGUGUCUGAACUUAGAUCGGUCAUAUCCACACAGUGUCAUUCCAACAGGCAUCAACAUGCUGGAGCAGGUUCUGUCAUUCGGCCGCUCUCUGGUGCGCAAGAAAAUUGUCGACCUGAGCAGCCUGGAGGACUCAAAACUGUGCCGCUGCCUGGGAACCGUCGACCUCAUCGCCCUGGGGGUGGGCAGCACUCUGGGCGCCGGCGUCUACGUCCUGGCCGGCGAGGUGGCCAAGAGCAACUCAGGCCCCAGCAUUGUCAUCUCCUUCCUAAUUGCUGCCCUAGCCUCCGUCAUGGCCGGCCUGUGUUAUGCUGAGUUUGGCGCACGCGUCCCCAAGACCGGCUCUGCUUACCUUUAUAGCUAUGUGACUGUAGGAGAGAUCUGGGCCUUCAUCACUGGUUGGAACCUCAUUCUCUCCUAUGUGAUUGGUACCUCCUCAGUUGCCCGGGCUUGGAGUGGCACAUUUGAUGAAAUGAUAGGAGGACACAUAGAGAUAUUCUGUAAAACCUACUUCAGCAUGAACUCUCCUGGUUUGGCUCAGUACCCUGACUUCUUUGCCGUCUGCCUGAUACUGCUACUUUCUGGACUCCUGUCGUUUGGGGUGAAGGAGUCAGCCUGGGUCAAUAAAGUCUUCACUUCAAUCAACGUGCUUGUACUUCUGUUCGUCAUCAUCUCCGGCUUCGUCAAAGGAGACACACACAACUGGAAGAUAUCUGAAGAAUCCCUUAUAAAUGUCACCAUAGUUACAAGGAACUUGUCAGUGGCGGCCAACGUGAGCAGUGAUUAUGGAGUUGGAGGGUUUAUGCCUUUCGGCUUCAGUGGGACCUUAGCUGGAGCUGCCACCUGCUUUUACGCUUUUGUUGGAUUUGACUGCAUUGCAACUACAGGUGAGGAGGUGAAGAACCCUCAGAGAGCCAUUCCCAUCGGCAUCGUGGUGUCACUGACUGUGUGUUUCCUGGCGUACUUUGGUGUGUCAGCUGCGCUCACGCUGAUGAUGCCCUACUACCUGCUGGAUGAGAAGAGCCCUCUGCCCAUGGCCUUUGAAUAUGUGGGCUGGGGCCCUGCCAAAUAUGUGGUCGCUGUGGGUUCACUGUGUGCCCUCUCUACCAGUUUGCUGGGCUCCAUUUUCCCCAUGCCUCGUGUAAUCUAUGCUAUGGCAGAGGAUGGGGUGCUUUUCAAAGCCUUAGCCCAAAUCAAUCCUAAGACGAAGACCCCACUUAUUGCCACUAUGACCUCCGGUGUAGUAGCAGCCAUCAUGGCUUUCCUGUUUGACCUCAAAGCGCUGGUUGACAUGAUGUCUAUUGGAACUCUGCUGGCCUACUCGCUGGUUGCUGUGUGUGUACUGAUUCUCAGGUACCAGCCCGAUGGAGCCCUAGGGCGGCGGGCAGGCACCGGUGAGAGGGACUACCUGUCCUCUGAGGAGGGUGAGUCUGACCUGACAGAGUCGGAGUCCCACCUUAACAUGCUAAAGGGUGGCAGCUCCGCCCUGCAGACUGUCCUGCACCCUCCCGUCUCACCCUCUGAGCAUUCCUCUAGUGUGGUCAACAUGUCCAUCUGUUUGCUAGUGCUGGUAGUGUGUGUGGUCAGCUAUCUCACCACGUACCACAUCGGCUCCAUCCUUGGUAUGGAAGUGUGGAUCCUGGCAUUGCUGACCGUGUGUCUCCUCAUCUUCAGCAUCUGCGUCUUCAUGGUCUGCAGGCAGCCUCAGACUAGCAAGAAGGUCUCCUUCAUGGUUCCCCUUUUGCCUUUUCUGCCCAUUCUGAGCGUAUUUGUCAAUAUUUACCUCAUGGUUCAGCUGAGCGGAGAUACAUGGAUUCGUUUCUCUGUGUGGAUGGCUGUGGGCUUCCUGAUCUACUUUGGCUACGGCAUUUGGCACAGUGUGGAGCGCCAGCACCAUUUACAGGGUCCUUUAAACAGCAGCAGCACCCAGGAACACAACAAGACCAGCAGGGAGAAGCAAGUCGGUAUGGGUGCAGUAGGAAAAGACCAGGAGCGUUUCAUCUGCCCAGAAAAGACCAGCCAGUGUUAAAGUUUGCCAGACACUGUGAGGCGACAGAUGCAUAAAAGCACACAGCGGCUCUGCCUUGAUGCACCUGUUUAUACAGCUUCACCACAUGUGCCUCAAUCACAAGCACAUUCAGUCUACAAAGGCAGCGUCAGUAUUCUGUAUCAGCGGUCACAUGAUGGGGAGCCGCUCUAUCACUGUGAUGGAACCACAUUCUGUAGGUCACUUUGCGCUUUAUGGACAGCAUGGAGGCAGAUUUGAAAGGACAGGUAACACACUGGAGAGUGAUGUUUAUUUCCUUUAACAAUGAAUCAGUCAAUGCAUGACUGCAGCAAAGCUUUUCUGUUUCACUGUAGACUUGAGUUUUUAGUCCAUGACACAUUUAGUCUUUUCUGUUAAUUUUGACAUUUUAAGCAGGUUUGUACAGGUGGGUUUUUAAAUGUAAAAUCUGUGUUAUCCAUUUAAUGAAUGGAUAUUAUUAGAUUUUAAUACACACCAAUCAUGCACUAGUAUUAAAAGUAAUGUUAGUUUGUAGUGAAAGCACUCAUUGUUCUUUGACAUAAGUGUACAGCGCUGGGAAAGGACCAACAUUAGAUUAAAGGUGUGUCAAUCAUUAGGUUGAAAUAUAUUUUAGAACUAUUUUGUGCAUAAAUGUUUUAUAUGCAUACAUGUGAAAUUGUGAUAUCUGUAUAAAAAGAUCAUAAAGACACUGCCACAUUUAGACCAAUGUACACUAUGUCAAAUAGUUUUGUAGGCACUUAACAUGUCAUGACUCGACUCAAUUUAUAUGUCAGAGCCCUGAAAGUAGGCUUCUGUAGGUAUUACGUAACAGAGCAUAUCAAUCUGUGCUGUAGUUAUUGAGGUAUCUGUAGCUGUUACAGUGGUUUUAUUCAGCACAGGUUUACUUUUUUAUUUUUGCUUGGGUCUGUUUUAUCUAUGAACUGUUACAAUCUGAAUAUGAAGAUUGUUAUUUUAUAUGGAACUCUACUCAAAAAGUAUUUGUAGUUUCUUUUUUCACUUGAUCUGAUUUCGACACUGUGUAUUUUCUUUUUUUUUCUGCUAUUUUGAUACAGUUGCAGACAUGUUGUUAAUAUAACCUUCACGAAAUUAUUCUCUCUUAACCAGAGUACUUGCUACCUAACAAGAAGCACAACAAUUAACUGCAUGUCUGUCUUGCCACAUAAUUUAGCUGAACUGGGCAUUUUUACAGGUUUAUUCUCUUGUGUUCAGUGUCUUACUUCAAAGACUGAAGUCUGCGUUGCUUUAUAACCGGUUUGAAGAGACUUUUUGUGCUGAACUGCAUGAAGAUUCAGUACAUAGUGUCCUCUGGGCUUUGAGGGGCCACCCUGUUUUUCUUGUACUAUGAAUUAUCCAGUAAGGCUCAGUGAGCUCUAGUUUAUAGUAGAAACGUGUUUGCUGUCUGAGAUUUCAUCUGUACUGCCAGGUGUUGUGAUGUGGAGAAAUCCUACACUUUUCAAGAGGUCAGAUUCUGAGACUGUAGUAUGUUGGUGAUUGAUUGAUCGGGUUGACUGAAUGUGAAUGUGGAACAAAUUCAGAAGCUAGUCUCAGCAGGAGUAAUGUAGGUAUUCUACUAUACUGAACCUCUACAUUAACAGUGUAGAGUCUUCCAGUGAGGUUGCAGGAUAAAGUACAUACAAGUGAUGUCAUGAUGUAGUAUCACUUGUUAACAACUGCACAGACAAGUACAAUAAAUGUAUUUUCCAGUAA
Molecule: messenger RNA, 3964 nt
Organism: Siniperca chuatsi (mandarin fish)
Lineage: Eukaryota; Metazoa; Chordata; Actinopteri; Centrarchiformes; Sinipercidae
Gene: slc7a2
Product: solute carrier family 7 member 2
Exons: 12
Coding region: 290-2260 (656 amino acids)
Biological process (GO): amino acid transport; transmembrane transport
Cellular component (GO): plasma membrane
Molecular function (GO): amino acid transmembrane transporter activity
Source: RefSeq, a predicted model, not a curated record